Molecule: messenger RNA, 1719 nt
Organism: Morchella sextelata
Lineage: Eukaryota; Fungi; Ascomycota; Pezizomycetes; Pezizales; Morchellaceae
Exons: 1
Coding region: 1-1719 (572 amino acids)
Source: RefSeq, a predicted model, not a curated record
AUGCCAGUUAUCCUCGAAGAUGAUAUGCUCAUCCCGCCCUCAAUGAGGCGCAAGAGAUACUUCAACUCAAACACAGAAACAAUCAUCUCCGCCGCCUCCCCCAGCGGCUCAACAACAACUAUCGAGCUCCCCUCCCACCGGGCCAUGAGCCCGCCCCGAGACCCAGUAAUCAUCCACGAAGACCACUAUGUGCCCGUCUAUGAAGACUCUGUCCGCGAGUAUAUCUACACCACCUCAAGCGGCCCUGGCCGAUCAUCUCGCUACCGAAGAGGAGGAGGUGCAGAGCUAGAUGUUGGCCUAGCUGUUGGAGGCCUUAGAGGUGCACAUUAUAUCCGUGCCAGGAGCGUUGGUCCGCCAGCGUAUGAUACUUAUGAUUCAUACGACGAUGAAUACUAUCUCGAGGACGGAAUCCGACAUGGUGGUAGGAGACAGCGCCUUGUGUCUCCCGGAAGAUCGAGCAUUGGGUCACCGGGAAGACACAGCCACCACCGCCUCGUUGAUGCCAGUGCCGGAAUGGUGGGUGCGCACGAGGUGAUCAGGCACAGGAAGCAUAGAUCCCACUCCCAGUACCGCUCACCCUCGCACCACAGGUCGACCUCCCGUGGCACCGAGCACUCCCACCGCGCACGACACCUCGCCGAGUCCGGUUUGGCCGCCGCAGGAUUAAAACACGCCGUCAACCACCACCGCCAACGCUCCCACUCGCGUGGCCGCCGCGGCUCCGAGUCCGCCAUCUACUCCGACGAAGGGCGUCACCCCGGCUGGCACGACGACAACCAUCGCGACCACCGCCGCGCCCUGCACCUCGCCGAGGCCGGCCUCGGCGUCGCCGCCGCUGGCGCCGCAAAGGAGUUCUACGACCACCGCAAACGCACCCACCGUCGCUCUUCCUCCGCAUCCUCAAUCUCCUCAACCGACGCCAACACCGGCCACGAAAAUCACAACGGCCGCAAUGUCGCUGCCGCCGCCCUGGGCGCCACCGCUGCAGGCCUUGCACACCACAAGAUGCGCCACCACAAGGAGCACCGCUCAUCCUCCGUCUCGAGUUACUCUUCGGACGACGAGCGCCACUCGAAGCACCGCGGCCGAAAGGUCGCUGGCGCAGCGCUCGGUGCUGCGGCAGCUGGAAUGGCGGGUAAGGCACUCCACGACCAUUAUCGCCGCGGGUCCCGUUCUCGCUCAAGUUCCUCGUCCUCCUCUUCAUCCUCCAAUGAGGACCACCACCGCCGCCACAGACGCUCCAAGAAGAUCCCUGCUGCGGCACUGGGGACUGCAGCUGCGUUCGCAGCGAAGCGGCACCACGACCACAGGAAGGAGAGCCGCUCACGUUCGCGCUCAAGAUCGCGCUCACGCUCAAGGUCGAGUGAGCGCCGUCGACGCAUGUCGGGGCCGCAGAAGGCGGGGUACAUGAUGACGGGCGGGUUGAUGGAGAAGCACCACCGCAAGAAGGAGGAGGAGGAGGAGCGUCGGGCGUCGAGCGUUGAUGCGCAUCGCGAACACCGGCACCGCAGGGCUUCGGAGAGCAAUGGGACCAAUAGGCCGAGACGGGGGAGCAUGGCGGGGUUGGGGGGCAUUAUGAGUAAUGUGAUGGGCGGGGGGAGGGGGAAUGAGCAGCAGCAUGCGCCGCCGCCGCAUAGGGGCAUUGGCGAGAAGGUGGCGUAUAAGCUGGGAGAGGUUGUAGCAGAGGAGAUUGCGGGGAGGAGGGGCGCGAGGAGAUAA